Messenger RNA from Scylla paramamosain (green mud crab), 3079 nucleotides. RefSeq names its product RNA-splicing ligase RtcB homolog (gene RtcB). Lineage: Eukaryota; Metazoa; Arthropoda; Malacostraca; Decapoda; Portunidae. Gene Ontology annotation, biological process: tRNA splicing, via endonucleolytic cleavage and ligation. Gene Ontology annotation, molecular function: RNA ligase (ATP) activity. The transcript has 11 exons. Bases 234 to 1754 code for a protein of 506 amino acids. Gene Ontology annotation, cellular component: tRNA-splicing ligase complex; nucleus. The record is from RefSeq and is a predicted model, not a curated record.
ACACACUACUACUUGUCGGGAAGUGGGAGUGGGAGAGUGUGGCAGGACAGACACCACGCUGGCUGCUGUCUGGCUGUCUGCUGCCGCCUCGCCCAUCACUCACGCUGACUCCACACUCCUUUCCACGCUCCUGAAGGAAGACACGAGAGGCAGUGCAUUAACCUGGAGUAACCAGCAGGUGUGUUGUGAGUGACCUGACCUAAUAGGGACGCUGUAGAGCCAAGACAUAAAAGAUGGUGGUUCGGCAGUACAACGAUGAACUGAGGUUCCUGGAGCGGCUGUCUCCCAGCUGCUGGCGUAUCAAGAAAGGCUUCCAACCCAACAUGAAUGUGGAGGGCAUUUUCUAUGUCAAUGAUCACUUGGAAAAGCUGAUGUUUGAAGAGCUGAGGAACUCCUGCCGGCCAGGGUCUGUUGGGGGCUUUCUGCCAGGCAUGAAACAAAUAGCUAAUGUUGCAGCACUUCCAGGCAUUGUGGGCAAGUCUGUUGGCUUGCCUGAUGUACAUUCAGGUUAUGGAUUUGCAAUUGGUAAUAUGGCAGCCUUUGAUAUGGAUAACCCCCAAGCUGUUGUCUCUCCGGGGGGUGUCGGAUUUGAUAUUAACUGUGGGGUGCGUUUGCUGAGGACCAACCUUACCGAGGCUGAUGUCACUCCCAUUAAGGAGCGGUUGGCUCAAUCUAUGUUUGAUCAUAUUCCUGUUGGUGUUGGUUCCAAGGGCAUCAUUCCCAUGACUGCACGGGACUUAGAGGAGGCUUUAGAAAUGGGUAUGGACUGGUCUCUAAGAGAAGGAUACAUCUGGGCUGAAGACAAGGAGCACUGUGAAGAAUAUGGACGCAUGGCCCAGGCUGACCCAGCCAAAGUGUCCAUGAGGGCCAAAAAAAGAGGUCUCCCUCAGUUGGGAACACUGGGAGCAGGAAACCAUUAUGCAGAGAUCCAAGUGGUGGAUGAAAUUUAUGAUAAAUGGGCUGCUAGCAAGAUGGGCAUAGAAGAAAAGGGACAAGUGUGUGUGAUGAUUCACUCUGGCUCUCGUGGAUUUGGUCACCAGGUUGCUACAGAUGCUCUUGUUGCAAUGGAGAAGGCUAUGAAGAGAGAUGAAAUUGAAACUAAUGAUCGGCAACUUGCCUGUGCCAGGAUAAAGUCUGAAGAAGGUCAGAAUUAUCUCAAGUCCAUGGCUGCUGCUGCUAAUUUUGCUUGGGUUAAUCGUUCCUCCAUGACCUUCCUUAGUAGACAGGCUUUUGCCAAGCAAUUCCAAAUGAGUCCAGAUGACUUGGACAUGCAUGUGAUCUAUGACGUCUCACACAAUAUUGCCAAAAUUGAGCAGCAUUGGAUUGAUGGAAAACUCCGUACUCUGUUAGUUCAUCGAAAGGGUUCAACGAGAGCCUUUCCCCCACACCAUCCCCUCAUACCUGUCGAUUAUCAAUUGACUGGACAACCCGUUCUCAUUGGUGGCACAAUGGGUACCUGUUCCUAUGUGUUAACUGGAACUGAGCAAGGCAUGACAGAGACCUUUGGUUCUACUUGCCAUGGAGCAGGUCGAGCACUGUCACGAGCUAAAUCCCGGCGUAAUUUAGAUUAUGCAGAUGUUUUGGUGAAACUACAAGAGCAAGGAAUAAGCAUCAGGGUGGCCUCCCCAAAGCUAGUAAUGGAAGAGGCUCCAGAGUCGUAUAAAAAUGUUACUGAUGUAGUUGACACAUGUCAUGCUGCUGGUAUUAGUAAGAAAUGCAUUAAGUUACGACCUAUAGCUGUCAUUAAGGGAUAACUUAAAAUAUUUUAGUCUCAAUCAAAUAUUGCUUGUGUAACCUUUUAUAAUAAUCAUCAGACAACCUUCCAUAACUGAAUGCAAUACAUCCCAGGUUCCAUAAUAAAUGCAUCAUCAAAUUCUUAGGUAUCACAUCAUUGAUGCAGAACUAAAUUGAAAUGUACACAGUUUCUUCUACUAUACCAUGUUGAUUUUGGAGAACAAUCCUGUGAACCAUAAUUGAAAUGCUUUGGUAAGGAGAAUGAGAGGAGUGGCAUGCAAGGAGGUAAUGCAAAGACAGGAAUAAAAGAUGGCUUGUUAUGGCUAUCCCCUGAGAGUUCUUAGGUAUAGACCACAGUUAUGCAAAAAGAUUAAGCAGCUCAUAAAAUUACUGUUUCCACAGAGAAAAGAAAAUAUUCCAGUUUGUUGUCUUUGAUCACAUAAAAAAAUGUUCAUUCUACAUUUGUUGUCAAUGAGUAGAAUAAAUCAAUAUUAAUGGCUGGUGAUGAAGAGAUACUACAUAAAUAAGAGUAACAGAAGCAUACUUAACAUUUCAGAAACACUUGUCUAGUUUAGAUGGAAUGAAAUAAAAUGCUGGAGUAAUCCUUGCUUCACAUGAACACCGGUGACCUGAAAGUAACAAAAAUUAGUCAAACAAAUUAUCGACAUUCAAUAGCUUGUUUCUCCUCCCUCCCUCUCUCUUGCAACUAACUUUCCAACACAUGUGAAAUAGAACAGCUCUUUUAAACAUAUUAAACAUUUACAGUAAAUUAAACAAUGGAAUAAUCUUUCAGCCAUUAAAAUACUAGAUCAGCAUCAACAUAAUUGCACACCAAUCUCCAUUAUCAUGAGAACAGUAACAAAUGAGCACGACAGUUGAUCUGUUCAACAUACUUCCUUGCUGGACAUUUUCAUACUGGUGUUCACAGUGCUCUAUUUCCCAAUGAAGCAAGAGCUAUCAAGAACAAAAAUUUAAUCAAAUUCCUACAAAUUCUAAAUAAUAAUAAAAAAAAAAAAAUAAAAUAAAAAAAAAAACUAACCAUACAACUUCUAUACAAAGCUCUUGCAUUUGUAAAGUUCAGAAUCAUCAAACUGUAUCGGAGUAUUGGGUUGAGUAGUAUAUUUUUGUUGUCCUGCUUCAUGUACACACUAAUGCCAGCAAGCAAUGAUAAUUUUAUUAAUUUCUAAACAAACAAUAUUUUUCAAGAUUGUUUACAGUUACAUGGAUGAACUCAGGAUUACUCAAAGGAUAACCUUACUAGAAAGAGUAGGAAUGUGAUGUGAUUAAAAAUCAUAUUUUCCACAUGCAUGUCAUCUGAUGCCAAUAAACCUAAAUGUUUUUUCUC